This is a messenger RNA of Python bivittatus (Burmese python), 1772 nucleotides long. Lineage: Eukaryota; Metazoa; Chordata; Lepidosauria; Squamata; Pythonidae. The record is from RefSeq and is a predicted model, not a curated record.
AGCAAGAAAUAUCUGCACUCCUGUGGAAUACUUUGCCCGAGUUAAACUUCAGUGCAGUGGAAAGUCUCAGACUCUUAUCUGAAACCCCAGAUCCCUUAUGUUUAAAUGAAACACUUCGCAAUCAGCAAUAUAGCCUUCUCUUUCUUUUCUACCUUGCUUUUAGUCAUGAAGACAGAUUUGUUCCAGAAACAGAGCUGUUCUCGGCUAUAUCGAGUUUUCUUCUAUCAGUCGAGGACCAGGGAGAUUGUCCACCUCCAUAUAUUGUUAAAGCUAUUUUGUACCUUCUGGCAAUUUGUCAACACAAGAGUAAAGCUUUAGACUUGGCUUCACUUUCUGCUAUAAGGAAAAUCCUGGAUGUUAUAUCUGAUUUCAGCCUAGUAUAUGUUCAUCAUCCUCUGGUGCUUAAGUUCUUUUUACAAUAUCCUGAUCUUAUGGGAAGAUUUGGUCACUGCAUCCUUCAACUUUGGUUUUCCUGUGAAGAUUUCUCCAAAAUUGAAUAUGAAGAUGCUGCCACAAAAGGCUCUGUUGGCUUUCCUGACUCUUCAAACAACUUUAAUAGUUUGCUUUGCAUGCUAAAAGACAAUCCCAGUGCUAUACUUGUAUUGUUGGAUCUAGUCUGCUUUGGCACCAAUGAAGUGGCUCACAAAGUCUUAAUUUCACUGAAAACUUUCUUAAGAAUAACUGAGGAUAUCCAUAUCUGCAAUCUUCUUCGAAGCCAAUUUCUACAGAUUUUACAACAGCUGUUAGUAGAAAAUAAUUCCAGUAUUUCACAAGUAUGCCAGAACUUGCCACUUUUGUUAAAUCUCCUCUUCCUGGUUCAGCUGAGAUAUGCAACAGAACGAGAGUUGGAUAAUACAGAUCUCAGAUUGCUUCGCUUAGUCAUCAAUUUGUCCGGGAAAUGCAGUCCAACAGACUCUGAAAUUCUUCAGCCAUCCCUGAACUUCCUUUACUGGAGCCUUCAGCAGACAAUUCCUUCCAGCCAACAAAUAGUGGUGGCAUUGUUACUUUCCAAUACAUCUUUGUUAGAGCUCCUUGAGAAAGUUCUCCAUUGCACCUGGAUGGCGACCUCUUUCUCUGAGCCUGUCUUCUCCUCAUCCAUUGAAUCACUUCUUUGUUCUGCUUGGCUUUUGACUGCUUCACUCUUGACUCAACAAAAUAUUUACAGUACAGAGUUUACUGUCCAGUCUGCAGGUGAACAGGAAAAGGAAUUGCCGUGGUCAAAAGAGAAUGCUUCUUUGUAUCCACUGGCUAUGUGGCAUGUACUGUCCUUGGUUGCCCGGUUACAAAACCUACUUGUCCAGAAGGACAUUUUGUUAUCACAGACUGUUAUUGGAUGCCUUGAAGUAUUGUUAGGAUAUCUGCACAUGAAAAAUCAGAGCACCGCAUGCCAUAUUGCCUCGCACCCAUGGAAUAAAUUUCUCUUGAUCACACUUUUAGAUGGUAAUGAGAAUUCCUUUCUUAACUCAGAAAUUCUUAGACUAAUUGGCUUGUUUAUGAAAUAUCAGGACAUCAGGACUAUUUCUGAAAGUGAAAUUAGCCAUAUCCUUGAAGAAGCAGCUCGUGCCAACUUGCUAGAACUUCCUACUGACACAAUCAAUGCUCUUCGCUUGUUUCUUCUUCAGCUUCAAAAUGUAAAGAAUCAAGUGGAUUCAAGCAAAAAAGCUGUAAUCCAAACUUUGUUGGAGAACCUCCCACCCAUAAGCAGGCAUCAGUGGACCCAUCAAGGCAUAGUGUAUCUUUUUUGGAGGAUGCGUAUGGAGAUAUUAGAGUGA